This is a messenger RNA of Dibothriocephalus latus, 438 nucleotides long. NCBI's taxonomy places the organism in Eukaryota, Metazoa, Platyhelminthes, Cestoda, Diphyllobothriidea, Diphyllobothriidae. The record is from the annotation of a GenBank genome assembly.
AUUUGGCGGUGUCUCAGCACCAGUAUCAUCUUCCUCUACCUCUUCGAGGAACGCAGCAGUCUGUUGAUACUUGUUCCAUCCGGUAUCAGCGUUCUCAUUGAAUAUUGGAAACUGAUGCGCAUGACGAAGAUCACACUUACUUUCCGAGACGGCCUGUCGAUAGGCACACGCAACAAGGAGGAGCAGGAGACUGACCAACUCGACGCUUAUUUUAUGCGCUGGCUAAUAAUGUUUAUGACUCCUUUGUGCAUCAGCGGCGCCAUAUACUCCCUCCUCUACAUGCCCCAUCGCAGUUGGUACUCGUGGUUUCUCCAAACAGCUGUUAACGGAGUCUAUGCUUUUGGAUUCCUGCUCAUGACACCACAAUUGUUUAUCAACUACCGGCUGAAAUCUGUUGCUAGUCUUCCUUGGAGAGCUUUAACCUACAAGGUAAGCUGA